Recurvomyces mirabilis is the source of this 888-nucleotide messenger RNA. It is a transcript of the gene RPN10, whose product is annotated as proteasome regulatory particle base subunit rpn10. The transcript has 2 exons. Gene Ontology annotation, biological process: proteasome-mediated ubiquitin-dependent protein catabolic process. Gene Ontology annotation, molecular function: polyubiquitin modification-dependent protein binding. Gene Ontology annotation, cellular component: nucleus; proteasome regulatory particle, base subcomplex; cytosol. Bases 1 to 888 code for a protein of 295 amino acids. Lineage: Eukaryota; Fungi; Ascomycota; Dothideomycetes; Mycosphaerellales; Teratosphaeriaceae. The record is from RefSeq and is a predicted model, not a curated record.
AUGGUUCUCGAAGCAACAAUGAUAGUCGUCGACAACAGUGAAUCGUCCCGCAACGGCGACUACCUUCCCACCCGCUGGGAAGCCCAAACCGACGCGGCCAACCUCAUCUUCCACACCAAAACCCAGUCAAACCCCGAAUCAUCCGUCGGCCUAAUGUCCAUGGGCGGCUCCUCCGGCCCCGAAGUCCUCACAACCCUCACCACCAACCCCGGCAAGAUCCUCGAUGGCCUCCACCGCACAAAAGUGAAGGGACACAGUCAGCUAGGCACAGGCAUAAGCAUUGCGAGUUUGGCACUCAAGCACAGGCAGAAUAAGAGCCAGCGACAACGGAUUAUUGUUUUUGUGUGCAGUCCUGUAGAGGAGGAGAGGAGUGGGUUGGUGAAGUUGGGCAAGAGAUUGAAGAAGAAUAACACUGCUGUGGAUCUGGUCGUGUUUGGCGAUUUGACAGAUGAGAAUAUGGAUAAGCUCAAUGCGUUCCACGAGGCGGUGAAGGGGAGUGAAGGGUCGCAUAUGGAGGUGGUACAUCCCGGGCCGAAUCUGCUUAGUGACAGCAUCGUGGCGAGUCCGAUCUUAGCUGGCGAAGGCGGUGCAGGAGCGGCAGGCAUGAACGGUGCGGGUGGCGAGGGUGGCGCUGGUGGAGCAGGCGCUGGAGGUGAUGGCUUCGAGUUUGGUGUGGAUCCUAGUGUGGAUCCUGAGCUGGCGCUUGUGCUGCGUAUGUCGAUGGAGGAGGAGCAGGAGAGGCAGGCAAGGGAGCAGAGAGCGCGGGAUGAGGCUGAGGGCAAGACUCCCCUUGAGAGUGUGCCAGAGGAAGGUGGAAGUGGCGAGGGCGGAUCGAAUGAUAAGAAGCUGGGGGAUGGGGAUGACAAGGACAAGAUGGACACUGCAUGA